Molecule: messenger RNA, 2456 nt
Organism: Phaeodactylum tricornutum CCAP 1055/1
Lineage: Eukaryota; Bacillariophyta; Bacillariophyceae; Surirellales; Neidiaceae
Exons: 4
Coding region: 19-2100 (693 amino acids)
Molecular function (GO): metallopeptidase activity
Source: RefSeq, a predicted model, not a curated record
CUAACGGUGGCACCGGAAAUGCGCGUCCUCUCUUAUUGUAGAGACCGCCUCAUUCGGAAGCCAGCUGAACCAAUUUUUGGCACGAGCGAGCCUUAUAACACGAAACGAAGCAUGUCGAGCUGCUUCAAUCUUGCGCUAUGUGUGCUUGCAGCGGUGUGUCUUCCGUGGUCCGCAACGGCCCAUUUCAACUGCGGAACACGAGAUCCUUCUCCUUUUGAGCAGCGCUUGGAUCAAGUCCGCAUCAACCAUUUCAAACAGUCCACGGAAGGCCGGCGAUUGAUUACAGAUUCUUGCGAAGAACUUUGCGUCCAGUGCGUGGAAAUUGACGUAUAUUUCCAUUUGAGCGCCGUUCCUGCUCCAUCGGCCGAUGAUAGUGAUCGGUUCUUUUUCCCGCAUCCCCUCGAAUCGGUUGAUCGCUUUGCGGAAAGUGAUACGACACUGACUAUCGAAGACUUUGCCUCAUUGCAAGGUAUUUACAGCCUGAUUGAUGACAAUAUGCGGGUUCUCAACGAGCGGUACGCGGAGUCUCCAUUCACAUUCACUUGGAGAAACUCUGAUCCUGCGAGUGCCAGUGUUUCCGUCAAUACGGAUUUGGUGGACUUUGUCGUCGACACCAUGUUUGACGAGAAUGGAGUUGCGUCUGAACUGCAUACCGGGGAUGCCAGUGUACUGAAUGUCUACUUGACGUACAGACAAUGUGCUAUCUCAAACCAGCUCGACCCUGAUACCGGCGAGCCGCUGCUCUCGUGUGGCCUCCUCGGCAUUGCUGUUUUCCCAAGUUUUCAGCAAUCCAACCGAAACGCCGAUGGUGUGUACGUUAACUACAGCACGCUUACCGGUGGAGGCUUUCCAAACAACGACGCUGGGUUGACACUUGUUCAUGAAGUUGGGCACUGGCUUGGACUGUAUCACACGUUUCAGAAUAGUGCUGCCCAGGAGGGAACCGACCCGUGCUCACCGCAGAACGGGAACGACUUCGUCGCCGACACACCUACACAGUUGGCAUCGUCCCAGGACCUAUACAACUGCUCAUUGAGCUUUUAUGAGGGUGAAGAGAUCCCGGACUCGUGCCCCAACUUGGCUGGAAGCGACCCUGUGUUCAACUACAUGAACUAUGUCUCGAACGAAGAGUGCUGGCCCCCUGGUGUUGGGGAGUUCACGUGUGGACAGUACGAGCGCAUGUACAUGCAGUGGCUACUGUACCGCAGAUCCGACGAGCCUUGUCAAGACAACGAAAUGGAGAUUGAGAUUUCGAUGGAGAUCAACCGAAGGUUUACUAGUGAAAACGCAUUCUACCUGACCUACGUGGAUACGGGCGAAGUGUUGCUGAACUCGACUCGUGAUUUUGAGGCCCUUGGACCUCCUUUCCAGACCGAAGUGUUGUCCGAUUUCUGUGCUCCCGUGGGACAAUACUCGUUCGUGCUUGUGGAUGCCGCUCGGGACGGAUUUUUGGACGGCGGUUUUCUCGAAGUGUCCGUGAACGGGGAGUUGGUCGGAAGUGUAUCGGGCAACUUUGGAGAGUCGGCCACGAUUGACUUUGGCACACCAGAUGGAGAUAGCGGUGCCAAUUUUGUUGGGGGCUCCAACAGUGAUGCUAGGCGUCGUUGUUCGACUCCUGCGAUCGUUUUCUUCUGCGGGAUAAUAUACUUAUCGCGAGCUUUCCUAAACAUUCAGCAGCGUACAGCUAGCGGAAAAAAUAGCCUAAGUUCAGAGAGUCAUGUGUUGUCCGAUUUCUGUGCUCCCGUGGGACAAUACUCGUUCGUGCUUGUGGAUGCCGCUCGGGACGGAUUUUUGGACGGCGGUUUUCUCGAAGUGUCCGUGAACGGGGAGUUGGUCGGAAGUGUAUCGGGCAACUUUGGAGAGUCGGCCACGAUUGACUUUGGCAGUUCUGCGGGAGGUCCGGGCCCCGUCGGCUUCCCAAGCAGCAUAACGAACAGCCCGGUGGAGGCAAAUGCGCCUGUGUCCAGCCCAGCGGACGGGGAUACCUUUGUUCCCACACCCGUCGGUAAUCCAUCUUUUGUCAGCAAAGCGGCGUACCGCGGUUGGGCUGCGGCUCUUGGUGUGGCCCUGGCGGGAACGGGCUGGACGGUUGAUUUGUGACACUAAAUCGAAACCGUAUCACUGUCUUGUUUCGUAUUUUGUGCAUGAGGCUGUUUUUAUUCGUCCGCCGAGACCGAGAGCCAGAGCAUAGCGUCGAUGGACACAACAAACAAACAUUGCGGUGGCGACGAAGUUUUUCAGUGUAAACUAUGUAAUCUUUGUAUGACUUGACAAUCUUUGCUUUGGAAAGCAUGAUGCCUGAUGUGUUCACAAGAGAGACUUCGACCAGGGCCCGUAUUCCCAAACCCGAGACUUUAUUUCGAAUAGGCGAUGUCUCGACGUAACGGCACCAUGGAGCAUUCUCGACAACUUUCGUACUCCUGUAGGAUCGUUCGACUGUUCCCAAGUUCGGGGUU